UCCGGUGUCAGAAGUUACUUUCACUUUGUUCCCGUUGUGACGCAGAAGUUUUCCUCCUCGUUAAACUCUUGUAUUAGGAUGCAGCAGCAGAGACCUGGACCUGAAGAUGGACCUGGACCUGAACCUGGACCUGGACCUGGACCUGAAGAUGGACCUGGACCUGAAGCUGAACCUGGACCUGGACCUGAAGAUGGACCUGAACCUGGACCUGGACCUGAAGAUGGACCUGGAUCCAGCUGUGUGUCCAUGAAGAGUGGCUGGUCUAUGGAUCCCCCUCUUGUCUUUGAAUCUGGACGUCCUGCAGAGGGAAGGAAGCAGAAGAAGAGACAUAAACGUAAACGUAAACCUGGACCUGGACCUGGACCUGGACCUGGACCUGAAGAUGGACCUGGACCUGGACCUGAACCUGGACCUGAAGAUGGACCUGGACCUGAACCUGGAUCCAGCUGUGUGUCCAUAAAUAGUGGCUGGUCUAUGGAUCCCCCUCUUGUCUUUGAAUCUGGACGUCCUGCAGAGGGAAGGAAGCAGAAGAAGAUACCUAAACCUGGACCUGGACCUAAACCUGGACCUGGACCUGAAGAUGGACCUGGACCUGAAGAUGGACCUGGACCUGGACCUGGAGAUGGACCUGGACCUGAAGAUGGACCUGGAGAUGGACCUGGACCCAGCUGUGUGUCCAUGAAGAGUGACUUUUCUAUGGAGUCUCCUCUUUACUUUAAAGCUGGACAAAGUGCUGAUGAAAGUCUCAGGAUCCAGCAGCAGAGACCUGGACCCAGCUGUGAGUCCAUGAAGAGUGACUGGUCUAUGGAGUCUCCUAUGAACUUUAAAUCUGGACAAAGUGCUGAUGAAAGAGUUCUGCAGGAGUUCUCAGAGGUUCCCAGUGAUCAGUCCGCCCCGAAGCAUCACACAGACCUGGACUCCAUAUUUAUGCUGCUGGAGGAGAACAUCGUGACUUUUGUGAAAAAUGAGCUGAAGAAGAUCCAGAAGGCUCUGAGUUCAGAUUACCCAGAAGGCUUAGAGAGUCAGAGUGAGGAUGAGGAGGUGUUGGACGGUGAGGAUGAAGAGCAGAGGAGCAGCAGAGAGGCAGUUCUGAACAUCACCCUGCACUUCCUGAGGAGCAUGAAGCAGGAGGAGCUGGCUGAGCGUCUGCAGAGCAGAUCUCCUGCUGCAGUGUGCAGUAAACUCAAAUCCACCCUGAAGGAGAGGUUCCAGUGUGUGUUUGAGGGCAUCGCUAAAGCAGGAAACCAAACCCUUCUGAACCAGAUCUACACAGAGCUCUACAUCACAGAGGGGGGGUCUGCAGAGGUCAACAAGGAACAUGAGGUCAGACAGAUUGAAUCAGCAUCCAGGAAACCACACAGACCAGAAACAACCAUCAGACAAGAAGACCUCUUUAAAGCCUCACCUGGAAGAGAUGCACCAAUCAGAGCAGUGCUGACAAAGGGCGUGGCUGGCAUUGGGAAAACAGUCUUAACACAGAGGUUCACUCUGGACUGGGCUGAAGGCAAAGCCAACCAGGACAUCCAGUUCAUAUUUCCAUUCACCUUCAGAGAGCUGAACGUGGUGAGAGAGAACAAGUACAGCUUGGUGGAACUUGUUCAUCACUUCUUCCCUGAAACCAGAGACGCAGGAAUCUGCAGGUUCGAUCAGUUCCCGGUCGUGUUCAUCUUUGACGGUCUGGAUGAGUGUCGACUUCCUCUGGACUUCCUCAACACUGAGAUCCUGACUGAUGUCACAAAGUCCACCUCAGUGGAUGUGCUGCUGACAAACCUCAUCAGGGGGAAGCUGCUUCCCUCUGCUCGCCUCUGGAUAACCACACGACCUGCAGCAGCCAAUCAGAUCCCUCCUGAGUGUGUGGACAUGGUGACAGAGGUCCGAGGGUUCACUGACCCACAGAAGGAGGUUUACUUCAGGAAGAGAUUCAGAGAUCAGGAGCAGGCCGGCACCAUCAUCUCCCACAUCAAGACCUCACGAAGCCUCCACAUCAUGUGCCACAUCCCAGUCUUCUGCUGGAUCUCUGCUUCAGUUCUGGAGGAGGUGUUGAAAACCAGAGAGGGAGGAGAGCUGCCCAAGACCCUGACUGAGAUGUACAUCCACUUCCUGGUGGUUCAGUCCAAAGUGAAGAACAUCAAGUAUGAUGGAGGAGCUGAGACAGAUCCACACUGGAGUCCAGAGAGCAGGAAGAUGAUGGAGUCUCUGGGGAAACUGGCUUUUGAGCAGCUGCUGAAAGGCAACCUGAUCUUCUAUGAUCACGACCUGACAGAGUGUGGCAUCGAUAUCAGAGCAGCCUCAGUGUACUCAGGAGUGUUCACACAGGUCUUUAGAGAGGAGAGAGGACUGUACCAGGACAAGGUGUUCUGCUUCGUCCAUCUGAGCGUUCAGGAGUUUCUGGCUGCUCUUCAUGUCCAUCUGACCUUCAUCAGCUCUGGAGUCAACCUGCUGUCAGAAGAACCAACAACCUCCCAGCAGUAUGAGGUCAAACCUGAACUAACACAUCUCUACCAGAGUGCUGUGGACCAGGCCUUACAGAGUCCAAACGGACACCUGGACUUGUUCCUCCGCUUCCUCCUGGGUCUUUCACUGCAGACCAAUCAGGAACUCCUACGAGGCCUGCUCACACAGACAGGAAGUGACUCAGGGACUGAAGAGGAAACAGUCCAGUACAUCAAGAAGAAGAUAGAAGAGGCUCCCUCUCCAGAGAGAAGCAUCAACCUGUUCCACUGUCUGAAUGAACUGAAUGAUCGUUCUCUAGUGAAGCAGAUCCAACAGUACCUGAGUUCAGGAAGUCUCUCCACAGAGAAUCUCUCUCCUGCUCUGUGGUCAGCUCUGGUCUUCAUCUUACUGUCAUCAGGAGAAGAUCUGGACGUGUUUGACCUGAAGAAAUACUCUGCUUCAGAGGAGGCUCUUCUGAGGCUGCUGCCAGUGGUCAAACACUCCAACAAAGCUCUACUGAGUGUCUGUAACCUGUCAGAGAGAAGCUGUGCAGCUCUGUCCUCAGUCCUCAGCUCCCAGUCCUCUAGUCUGAGAGAGCUGGACCUGAGUAACAACGACCUGCAGGAUUCAGGAGUGAAGCUGCUGUCUGCUGGACUGGAGAGUCCACACUGUGAACUGAAGACUCUCAGUCUGUCAGGCUGUCUGGUCACAGAGGAAGGCUGUGUUUCUCUGGCUUCAGCUCUGAGCUCCAACCCCUCCUCCCAUCUGAGAGAGCUGGACCUGAGCUACAAUCAUCCAGGAGACUCAGGAGAGAAGCUGCUGUCUGCUGGACGUGAAGAUCCACUCUGGAGACUGGAGACACUCAGGAUGGACCAUGGUGGACUGCAGUGGUUGAAACCUGGUGUGAGGAAGUAUGCCUGUGAACUGGAGCUGGACUCAAACACAGUAAACAGGAACCUCAAACUGUCUGAAGACAACAGAACGGUGACACGUGUGGAGGAGGAGCAGCCAUAUCCUGAUCAUCCAGAGAGGUUUGACUACUGGAGACAGCUGAUGUGUAGAGAAGCUCUGAGUGGUCGCUGCUACUGGGAGUUCGAGAGGAGAGGAAGGGUUCGUGUAUCAGUGACUUCCAGAGGAAUCAGCAGGAGAGGAAAGAGAGAGGACAGUGUGUUUGGAGGGAAUGAUCAGUCCUGGAGUCUGGAGUGCUCUGAUGAUGGUGGUUACUAUGUCUGGCACAAUAACAGCGCAACAAGUAUCACCUCCUCCCCUUCUGGUAGAGUAGCAGUGUAUCUGGAUCUUCCUGCUGGCUCUCUCUCCUUCUACAGAGUCUCCUCUGACUCACUGAUCCACCUCCACACCAUCAGAACCACAUUCAUUGAACCUCUCUAUGCUGGGUUUAGGUUCUCUUCUGAUGGUUCCUCAGUGUCUCUGGUUCCUCUGCAGGUCUGAGAGUCUCUCCUGUUGAGAGCUUCAUAUGAAGUGAAUACUUAAAACGAAAGUUAAUUAUAAAUCAUAUAUGAAGUGAAUACUUAAAACGAAAGUUAAUUAUAAAUCAUAUAUGAUCAAUUAUAUUCUUGUAUGAACCCAUAAUGAGAAUGCUUCAUAUUUUAGGUUUUUCUAUAUUUACAGCAUAAACAAAACAAAGUGGUUUGUUCAGGUUGAGUGUGUAAGGUCUAUGAUUUAUGGGUGUCACUGAUAAGGAAGAGGGCAGUUUCUUCCCCUUUUUUCUCACAGCAGAUCACAGGGAGGGGGGCUCCUGCCUUAAAGGAGAAACACAUUGAGGCCUCAAAAACGGUUAUGUCAUAGCCGAGAAUAAUAUUUUUCAAGUCCUACAGUGGUCAUGUCCUUUUUACACAAACAUGGGAAGGUGUGUCUUAGGCCCUAUCCAAUAGAAGAUGUUGGUUGGGGAUAGAGGAGGUGUUUUUUGGGGUUUCGAUCCGGUUUUUUGAGCAUAAAGAGACUGGUUUUUUGAGAGAGCGAGAGAGAGAGGGGGAAACCCCUGGUAUACUCUCUUCCGGUAGGCUCUGUCCUUCAGAGCUGGGUAAAUGGCUCUAGGUUAGAUCUAUCCUGGAAGGCGUUAUUAGGACGUACGGGAAUCUUAUAACUAAUGGCUUUAUUUAGAUCUUGGAUAGAUGAGAAAUAUGAAUUAAGGUUUUAGAUAAAAAUAUAACCCCAGCAUGAUAUGUUGCAUAUGAUUAUAAUGUGUUAAAAGGUAAAAACCCUGUAUUAGUUUGGACCUAUUUUUCUUCAAAUAAACUGAUCUCACCUGUUGGAUUGGGACAACUAAAAAGAAAA
Molecule: messenger RNA, 4728 nt
Organism: Gymnodraco acuticeps
Lineage: Eukaryota; Metazoa; Chordata; Actinopteri; Perciformes; Bathydraconidae
Product: NLR family CARD domain-containing protein 3-like
Exons: 12
Coding region: 79-3882 (1267 amino acids)
Molecular function (GO): protein binding
Source: RefSeq, a predicted model, not a curated record